Molecule: messenger RNA, 1675 nt
Organism: Zymoseptoria tritici IPO323
Lineage: Eukaryota; Fungi; Ascomycota; Dothideomycetes; Mycosphaerellales; Mycosphaerellaceae
Gene: Rlm1
Product: transcription factor protein
Exons: 4
Coding region: 236-1675 (479 amino acids)
Biological process (GO): positive regulation of transcription by RNA polymerase II
Molecular function (GO): DNA-binding transcription factor activity, RNA polymerase II-specific; protein dimerization activity; RNA polymerase II cis-regulatory region sequence-specific DNA binding
Source: RefSeq, a predicted model, not a curated record
GCGAACUUCUUCACAUUACGUCUCAUCUCCAGUCACUCGUUCACACCUUCCGAACUCAGCCGCGCCCGACUUCGUCGCAAUCCUCCUAACCCUCUCGCAACGGUCGGCCACAGACGCCUCAUCCGUUAGCAACCUUCGACCCGGAACCUGGCCAACUUAUUCGUGGAAGCCGUGCUGCUAGACGCGCGCGUGCUCGCAACGGCCAUUCUGAGCAGCGUGCUCGCUCCAACCCACGAUGGGUCGUCGAAAGAUUGAGAUCAAACCUAUUCGGGAUGAUCGCAACCGAUCCGUCACUUUCCUCAAGCGAAAAGGCGGCUUGUUCAAGAAGGCGCAUGAGCUUUCCGUGCUCUGUUCCGUCGACGUCGCGGUCGUCAUCUUCGGUCACAACAAGAAGCUCUACGAAUACUCAUCCUCCGACAUCAACGAGAUCGUUGGUCGUUUCCAAUAUUACGGCGGCGCUCACGAACACAAGGGACCUCAGGACUUCGCGGACAAGCAAGGCGGUGGUGACGAUGAUGAAGACGAUGAAGGAGGAGCAGGGGAGGCUCCACCGUAUCCACCUCAAAACGUCCCUCAUCCUCAAAUGCAGCAGGCUUUCAUGAGAGAGAACAACAGAUCACCCAUGCCACCAGGAUUUCAAGCGCCGCCGCCUCAAGCCAAUAUGCAACGCAACUCACCGCCGGAACAUCUUCAACCGCCACCUCAACAGCAACAACAGCAGCCUGGACAGCCAUCGCCGAGAUUGACUCAACAGCAACGACCAACGCCAUCACCACAACCUCCGCAGAACGAGUUUGCAAGUCCGCCGAUACCUCAACCAAGGCCAUUACCCGCCAACGCCAAAUCGCAUAGCAUAUUCACACCCAUCGAUGACAGUCGGUCAUUGCUCGCACAACAUUGGGGUGCGACGGGUAACAGUGAGAUGCCUCGACACGAAGCUUUGAUCAAACUGGAUGGAGUUGGACCACGCUCACAAUCCAUCGAUGUGGCUCAAAUGCAUCGCGAAAAUCAAGCCCGCGCGAACGGCAUGUCAUCCCCUCAACUCAGGCAGUCCACGUCACGUCCGCAAUCGCAGUCUCCUCAAAUACCUCAACGAUCCGCCAGCACAUCCAACACACCCGGUAUGGGACGGCCUCAGCAACCAGAACCUAAGCGACCUCGAUUGAAAGUCCAGAUUCCCAGCGAGCAGUCCGGUGAUGAGGGAGGUGAAUCCGGCCAACCAGACUCCACCAGCGAACCACAAACCAGCAAUCCCGGCGCCGCACAGCAACAAGGUCAGCAGCCUUCACACGGAGGCGUGCAUCUCCCGCCACCUUCGCCUAGUACGAACCAAAUACUCUCCGCCGGCGCGCAAGGUCCACCGAAUCCGUUCGCCCGUCCUGCUCCGCCAAUGAGUACAAAUCCGCAUGCGACAAAUCGGGAUGCAGCGAGCAACCACAUCGAAACGCCGAUAUCCGCGCUGCCUAGUAGAUUCAUGAGUGACAACCUUCUACCUUCACCGAGCACGUUCUAUCCGGAAUGGGGUUUUGGCCGAGGAGAUGGGAAUAUGCUUCCCAGCCCGUUGAACUUUCAAACGCCGGUCGUGAGUAACGGGAGUGGUUGGCGGGAGGAGGAGAGGAAGAGAGCGGCAGAGGAGGAGGCGGCUGGCGGGGAGGCGAAGAGGCCGAAGCAAUGA